Molecule: messenger RNA, 378 nt
Organism: Echinococcus granulosus
Lineage: Eukaryota; Metazoa; Platyhelminthes; Cestoda; Cyclophyllidea; Taeniidae
Exons: 5
Coding region: 1-378 (125 amino acids)
Source: RefSeq, a predicted model, not a curated record
AUGGUACAAAAGUCAAAUUAUUCUCCAGGAACAUUUGAAAUUUCAAAUAAGUCAACCCUUGCUGGUUAUCAAGACAGUUCUCCUCUUAAAGACAAGGGAAUACUUUCGGCGUGUAGCUAUUCAAAAAGGCUGGAAAGUUCUAGCAAAGGUGACACAAACACGACAAUUAUUUUAUUCCAAGAAAACUCACAAUUUCCGAUUUUUGGGUUUCAUGUUGAGGAUUUAAACGGCCAUGCUGUUUUAUUCCAUUUUGGAGUAUGCAACCCGCAUUUUAAAAGUCAACUUUUUUUACGGAGGGACUGUUUACAUGUUUUCCUAAAAAAAACUGGAGAAGAAGAGACAAUACAGAAUACACAGUCAAUUAAGGCUACUACUUAA